AAGGACGUCGCCGCGCGCCUCUGGCGGGAAGCUCGAGCCGUGAGGCGCCUCAGGGCCCGCGGCCGCCGCUCGCUCCCCCCAGCUCCCGGCGCUGCUCUGAGGCGGCAACAAACGAUUUGUUACCAUGGUUUCGAAACGGAAAUUGUCAAAACCUGAUGUUUCUGGAGAGAACUCAAAACCAGACUUGCUAAAAACAAAGAAGUCACGGGCUUCUGAUAAGGAAAAGGCCUCUGCCCAAGGUGGACUGGAGAGUGAGGGAGUAUUUGAAGAGCUCCUUAGAACAUCGGGAAUUAUACUGAAAGCUGGGGAAGGGCAGAAUGAAAUAGCUGUAGAUCAGAUGGCUUUCCAGAAGAAGCUCCGCCUGACCCUAGAGAAGCACCCGUCUUACCCAGGUGUUGUGAAGCAGUUUAUCAGUGGAUUGGAGUCUCACAUCAGGGACAGAAACCAGUUCAAGAACUGCCUUUUGCCAUGUGCUCCCGUACGGACCGAGGGGUCAAGGACUUUGGUGCACUCGUAUUGUGAAAGCCUCAUAAAACUGCUUCUUGGAAUUAAUAUCUUACAGCCUGCUGUCACAACGCUGUUGUUGGAAAAGAUCCCUGAAUUCUUUUUUGAUGUUGUGGGUACAUUUGGAACAAAUUUUCCCCGGCUCAUUGUCAACCAGUUUAAGUGGCUUGAUAGUCUUCUUGACAGCCAGGAUCUCGUCAAGAAGUUAAUGCAGAUGCUUAGUGUGUCUCCUGUACCAAUUCAGCAUGAUAUUAUCACCAGUUUACCUGAGAUCCUGGAGGAUUCCCAGCAAAGUGAAGUUGCCAGAGAGCUUGGCUGCUUACUAAAAGAGGGCAGACGGCUGACGGUUCCGAUUCUGGAUGCUCUUUCUCGUUUGGAUCUUGAUGCGGAACUCCUUGCUGAGGUGCAGCAGUCUGCCAUGACCAUUGUACCUUCUGUAAAACUGGAAGAUUUGCCUGUGGUGGUAAAAUUCAUCCUCCAUAACGUCAAGGCUGCUAAUGCAGUAGAGGUGAUUUCUGAUCUUCGUCAGAGCUUGGAUCUGUCAUCAUGUGUUCUGCCACUUCAGAUCCUAGGGUCCCAGAAGAAGCUUAAAAGCCAAGUUCAAACCAGUUCUUCCACGAGCCAAGUAACCACCAGCCAGAAUUGUGUGAAGCUACUUUUUGAUGUGAUAAAGCUAGCUGUAAGAUUUCAGAAAGAUGUCUCUGAAGCUUGGAUUAAGGCUAUUGAGAACACCACAUCUGUGUCUGACCAUAAGGUUCUGGAUCUGAUAGUUUUGCUGCUAAUCCAUUCUACCAACACCAAGAACAGGAAGCAAGCUGAGAAGGUACUGAGGAGCAAAAUUCGGCUGGGCUGCAUGCCAGAGCAGCUGAUGCAGAAUGCCUUCCAGAAUCAUUCAAUGGUUAUCAGAGACUUCUUCCCUUCAAUCCUAGUACUUGCUCAGACAUUUCUGCAUGCUGCACACCCAGCCAUAGUCUCCUUUGGCAGCUGCAUGUACAAACAAGCUUUUGCAGUCUUUGACUCUUACUGCCAGCAGGAGGUUGUGAGUGCUUUGGUGACUCAUGUGUGCAGUGGAAACGAAGCAGAAUUGGAUAUUGCUCUGGAUGUUCUCACUGAUUUGGUGAUUGUGCACACAUCCCUGCUGAUGCGCUAUGCCACCUUUGUGAAGACCAUUUUAGACUCUACACAGAAACUGAAUCCGUGCCAGAUCCGGAAGCUUUUCUACAUUCUCAGCACAUUAGCAUUCAGCCAGAGGCAGGAGGGAAGCUAUAUUCAGGAUGAUAUGCACAUGGUGAUCAGGAAAUGGCUCUCCAGCACUGUUCCCAACCACAAACAAAUGGGGAUUAUUGGUGCCGUUACCAUGAUAGGCAGUGUGGCAUUGAAAAGAAAUGAAGGAGAUGGUGGUUUAUUGGAGAGACCUGAGCCGAACUUCGAGCGUGAUGGACAGCUUUCUACAUUGCUGGACCUUGUAGGCUUCUGCUGUGAGCAAACACCGGAAGUCUUGGCACUCUACUACGAUGAACUUGCCAAUUUGAUUGAGAAGCAGAAGGGAAAUUUGGACCUGCAGCUCCUGGAGGAGUUUGGGAAGAGUCUGGUGGAGGACUUUCCCAGUGACUUUGUGGUGGAUCUCAGCCCCACAGUGGCCGGUUCGUUCUUGUUCCCGGUGAAGUCCUUGUAUAAUCUCGAUGAAGAUGAAAGUCAGGGAGCAAUUGCUAUUAACCUCUUACCUUUGGUGUCACAGAGUGAGCUUGGCAGGGUCACUGAUGGAAUGAAUAACCCAAGUAAGAGGGUAGUGUCACCAAUAUGUCUAUCACCCUCUUUCCGACUGCUCAGGCUCUACACUGGAGAGCAAAGCAAUGGAAGCCUGGAGGAGAUUGAUGCCUUAUUAGGUUGCCCCCUGUACCUGACUGAUCUGGAAGUUGAAGGGAAGAUAGACUCUCUUUCCAAGCAGGAACGGGAAUUUCUGUGCUCACUUCUCUUCUAUGCGCUCAACUGGUUUCGUGAGGUUGUAAAUGCUUUCUGCCAGCAACAGGACGCUGAGAUGAAGGGGAAGGUUUUGACUCGAAUACAGAACAUCACAGAGCUGCAGAAUGUGCUAGGAAAAUGCUUGGCAGCAACCCCUGGCUAUGUCCCACCACCAGCUACUUUUGAUUCUGAAGCCAUGGAGGGAGUACCAUCCGUUAACGGUGUUGGUCCCAUGAGAAAAAAAAAUGGAAGGAAGAAAAAGUCUGAUGGCAGCAAAGCCAGCUUUGCAGACCGUUCUCAAGCAGAUGAAAGCUCCGAGGGAAACCAGCCUGAUAAUGAGCUCUCUGAGCUGGAGAAGACUGCUGCUGAGAGAGAGGCAGGGAACCCUCUGGCACAGCUGCAGAGUUAUCGCCCCUACUUCCGAGAACUAGACCUGGAGGUGUUCACUGUACUCCACUGUGGGCUGCUGACAAAGUCUAUCCUGGACACAGAGAUGCAUACAGAGGCUAGUGAAAUUGUGCAGCUGGGGCCUGCUGAACUCUACUUCCUCCUGGAGGACCUGUGCUGGAAGCUGGAACAUGUGCUGACUCCAGGCUCCACAAGGAGAGUGCCCUUCUUAAAGGAAAGAGGCUACAAGGAUAUUGGCUUUACCCACCUGCGUCAGAGAUCCCCUAAGGAAGUUGCUGUGUGUGUCGUCAAGCUACUAAAGCCACUGUGUAAUCACAUGGAGAACAUGCACAAUUACUUCCAGGCAGUUACACAAAAUCAGGGUGUGGUAGGCGAACCAGGAGUGAACAUCCAGGAGCACCAGAUGAUGUCCUCUUGUUACCAACAGCUGCUACUAACUUUUCGCUUGCUAUUUGCUUGGAAUGGUUUUUCUCAGCAUGAGAAUACUGACUUGCUAAGGUCAGCUCUCCAGGUAGUUGCAGACAGGCUAAAGCCAGGAGAGACGGAAUUUCUUCUUCUUGAGGAGCUGAUAAGCGAGAGUUUCCAGUACCUACUGAAUUUCCAGCAGAGCGUUCCCAGCUUCCAGUGUGCAUUCAUCCUCACUCAGCUCCUGAUUGCCAUCUCUGAGAAACCAAUGGCUGGCUGGAAGAAAGAGAAAAUGGCUUUGCUGGCAAAGCAGUUCCUCUGCCGGUCCUGGGUGAAACCCAGUGGGGACCAAGAGAAGGGCAGCCAGUUCAACAGUGCGCUGCAUACUCUGCUCUGUGUCUACCUAGAGCACACAGAUAACAUCUUGAAAGCUAUAGAAGAAAUCUCCAGUGUUGGUGUUCCUGAAUUGAUCAACUCUGCCAAAGAUGGAUGUUCUUCUACAUAUCCUACACUGAGCAGGUAA
Molecule: messenger RNA, 3802 nt
Organism: Cygnus olor (mute swan)
Lineage: Eukaryota; Metazoa; Chordata; Aves; Anseriformes; Anatidae
Gene: FANCD2
Product: FA complementation group D2
Exons: 36
Coding region: 125-3802 (1225 amino acids)
Biological process (GO): interstrand cross-link repair; double-strand break repair involved in meiotic recombination; mitotic intra-S DNA damage checkpoint signaling
Cellular component (GO): condensed chromosome; nucleus
Molecular function (GO): DNA polymerase binding
Source: RefSeq, a predicted model, not a curated record